Molecule: messenger RNA, 2100 nt
Organism: Seminavis robusta
Lineage: Eukaryota; Bacillariophyta; Bacillariophyceae; Naviculales; Naviculaceae
Source: the annotation of a GenBank genome assembly
AUGAAGAAAAAGAAUACACAGAGCCAUCAUGGCAAUGGUCAACUACAACAGACCAGCAACUCCUACGAUGUGUUUAGUGAUAUUGUUGAAGACCAGGGGGAGCAAGAGAAGAAAGAGAUGGAGCUACUAGUGAUUGGCAGUCGGCAUCCAACCACAUUUCCCAACAGUCCUCAGCCAAAUCACUCCUCACCCCACACCUUUAUUGAUGAUGUUAUCAGUAGCAUCCAGCCAUUACCAACAUCAUCUUCACCAGAAUUUCACCAAACAGGAAACAUCAGAGAGGAACGACCUGGAGCCUAUGCUAUGGCUGGGAUUAGACCGAUAUUUCGUGGCCCAAGAAGAAUUAGGCCAUUGACUGGAAGGAUUCCUGACGUGGAAGGACUGGGAUUGGAAUUGGUGCCUACAUCUCAAAAUGAAACUGAUGGGGAUGAUAGGCUUAUUUAUGCCGACCCAAUUGAUGACUCAGAAAAUGGGAUGAUUCCGACAGCAGAGCCAAUAACAACAAGGGCAAAAAGAUUAUGGAAGAAGAAACUAUUCUUAUUCCUCUCCCUGGAAACCGUGGUUGCCCAAGUGCUUGUUUUAUUUAUUCUUGGGGCAUUUCUUCUUGCUCGGAAACCAAGCAAUCAAACUCCGCCAGCAAAGCUGCAAAAUGGAGUGAUUCCAAUACAAGAAUAUCCAGGGACAACAGCUUCAAUCACACAAGCACCAAUAUUGCUAUGGGAAAGACUAAAUCUACCUGACUACACAAUCAGGGCAAUGGAAAAUCCUAGGUCACCACAGACCAAGGCAUAUCAAUGGCUAAGCAACAAUAUCAACAACUCCAACAAUACACAACAGCUCCCAGUAUGGAGACUAAAGCAAAGGUUUGCCUUGGCCACAUUUUAUUAUUCAACACGGGGGGACUAUUGGGUGAAAAAUCAAGGCUGGCUGGAUUGGGACUCCAAUGAAUGCAGCUGGGCACAAAUUCUUCUUUUCGACCCAAGCCCAGCAAGUAUUUGUGAUGACAAUGGGCAACUCCUUUCAUUACAAUAUUUUUAUGCCAACAACUUGGAUGGAACGAUGCCGCCAGAAAUAUCCCUGCUUUGUGACAGCUUGGAAACACUAAGAUUUGCUUGGAACCACCAGCUCAAAGGAAACAUACCAACAGAAAUUGGGCUGAUGACAAGGCUGACAGCCUUGGGGUUUAGCGCAACUCACUUGUCUGGAACACUAUCAACAGAAAUGGGCCAGCUACAAAGCUUGGAGGAACUAAUAAUCGCACACAGCAAGCUUGAUGGGACUUUACCAACUGAGCUGGGAAACCUAAGCAAGCUGGGAUCUCUGUUAACGGAAGGCGUGAACUUUUCUGGGUCAAUACCCACUGAGAUUCUUCAAUUGUCAAACCUGAAGACCUUGAUUUUCUCAGAGUGCCCUCUGUUGGAUACAUCGUCUUUCCUCCCUCAGGUAGUUUUAAACCUGCACAAUUUGGAGAUGCUGAGUCUUGACUCUCAGAAAACUGGGGAGUUCAAACCAAUCCCAUCUGAAAUUGGCAGGCUGACCAACCUGGCAAACCUGGUUUUGGACGACUUCCAAAUCAAUGGCACAAUUCCAAGUGAGAUGGGAUUGUUGACAAAGCUAAACUACUUGUACUUGGAAAGGAACUCCAUCACUGGCACGUUACCAGAAGAGUUAUCAAAGAUGUCACAGCUAAAGAAACUGCUCAUUAGCUCCAACCAUUUAGAAGGCAUACCGCUAGAACCAGAGCUGCUUCCCCAACUCACCCAGCUACAGCAGUUAUGUAUCAAUGACAACGUUUUCUCAGGCUCUAUUGCAACAGAAGUUGGUUUGUGGUCCAGCCUCAAGAUCCUUGAACUGCAAGAUACCAACCUAUCUGGGACCCUUCCCACGGAACUACUUUUGUUGGACAACUUGACGAGCUUGGUCUUGAUGAACACAUCUUUGACAGGCAGUAUCCCUGAUGGCUUGUGUGGUGUCAGACUCUUGCCACAUGAAAUGAAACGUUUUGGUGGGAAUUACUAUGCUGUUCCAACGACCAACCUGUCAGUCUGCUAUGGAACUAAUCUAUGCGGCUGUACCUGUGAGCAGUGCCCGAAAAAAUGA